This is a messenger RNA of Aspergillus oryzae RIB40, 984 nucleotides long. RefSeq lists its product as uncharacterized. The record is from RefSeq and is a predicted model, not a curated record. NCBI's taxonomy places the organism in Eukaryota, Fungi, Ascomycota, Eurotiomycetes, Eurotiales, Aspergillaceae. Bases 1 to 984 code for a protein of 327 amino acids. The transcript is spliced from 3 exons.
AUGCCGACGUACCAGCCAACCGGGAUGAGAUUGUCACUCUCCUCGACCGUCGCCGUCGUCAUGACGAGCUACCGGUCUCCGAAAAUGCCCCCGCAGACAUGGAAGAAUGCUUACAGCUUUCCCACUUCUACCGCCAACUCGAGUAUCUCCUCAACGUCUACUGCUCCCAAGCCUCCUGCCCACCCGGCGUGUCGCAAGAAACAUGGGAACAGAACCGUCCCAUCAACCCCUCUAAUACUGAAAAGGCCCGUAUCCUCCGCGCGCUCUGCCGUCUUCAAACCUACUGCAACAUCUUCGGCGCCCGAGAAUGGAGCGAAGAGCACGCCACCGACGCAGAUCCUCAAGCUGAUGUGGAGUAUGAUCUUCGGCACCAUGCCUCCCUGGGAGGUUGAAGAAUUCGGCUGUCUCUGGGUUUUCCUCCAACAGCAGUAUACGGAGAUCUUCUCCGAGAUUGCCCAGGAGUUCCCCCGGAACAGUCACGAAUGGCAAUCUCUUCGACCCACGGUCGACGGCAUGGAACUGUUCCCCAGCGUUGACGGCGAUGGAAGCGACGGCAACGACUACAACGACUACCGCAACCACCUCGUCUCGCUGGGUCCAUCCUUCCUCUACAAAGUCCUCCGUCAACCAUCCUACGAGGCACGCCGCAACCUCAUCGCCUGUAAUGCCGUCUCCUCCAAAUCCUCCUUUAUGAUCCUCGUCCAGGUCUCCCGGGACCCCCCAUCCCUCCUCUACCCAGCCGACAAGUACGAAAGCGAAGACAUCGGCAGAACUCUCCCGCUCAUGCCGGCCAUCGAGCAACCCAACAGCGGCUGGAAGCACCACUGGCACGGCUACGGGCCCAUCCACCGCGUCCGGGAAGUCGUCCGCAGCGACAACCUCCAGGAACCCUGGAUCGAGCGGACGAUCGGAAACUCCGCUGGAUGGCAAUGGGGGUACGCGAUCUGGGACGAGGAACGAAAUGCGGCCGGUCACCGCCUUUAA